AAGUAACCCAACCUUGAAUGUUCCAAUUAUUUACUUCGUCACAUGACAGUCGGCUGGCGGCGGCACGGAUUAAUAUAUCGGACGAUUCGGUAGCUUCAACGCCAAGGAACAAAAGUUUGGCUGAAAGGUCGCGAGAGGUCCAGAACAGGUGAACAGCGACGACAAUCGUUGAGCAGAAGCAGACGCAGAAGCAGAAGUUGCAAGAGGGGUGGCUACGAGCUGCAAUAUAUUGUACCUAUGUGCAUAUAAUACGUGCACGGUAUUUUUCAGCGUUGGAUACCCAGGGUGCAAGCAAUAAUGGCAGACUCCGGAGCUCAAGCAGAGGUAUAUGAUCUUUGAUGUCCACGUCAUUUCAUCGCAAUGGUAUAGCUAGCUAAUCGAGACCUCAGAAGCCUGCUGCAUCCACAUCCGCAUCUGUCUCCAAACCAGAAAUUAAGCCAGACGUCAAGCCUCUCCCAAAGCCGAAUCCGAUAUACAAAUACAUGGGACUCGGAGAAAACUUUCGACCAAAACUCCCAUCCCGAAACUGGACUAUAUUCCUCACCCUCACCGGAUCAUUCACGGCGGCAGUCAUCUACGACAAGAGAGAAACAAGACGGGUGCAAAGAAAAUGGUGCAGACUUGUAGAACACCUCGCCGAUGAACCUUUGGAUUCCCGGGAUAUGCCACGUAAGCUCACAGUGUUCUUGGAAGCGCCGCCAAACGAUGGACUACGGUCGGCGCAGGAACAUUUCAAAUUAUAUGUGAAGCCAAUUCUAGUGGCUUCGGGCUUGGAUUGGGAGUUUGUACAGGGCAGGAAGGAGGGUGAUAUUCGGGCGGAUUUUGCUGAAAGAAUUCGGAAUUCGAGAACACCGCCGGACCAAAGAGGAGAAGAGGAUGUCAUUACGCAGAUACGGCGCAAAAAUGGGAUCCAGGAGUUUGAAGGGCCGCGGGGAGACAUUGUCAUUGGGAGGCAUACGUGGAAGGAGUAUGUGAGGGGUCUUCAUGAAGGGUGGUUAGGGCCUUUGACGGAACCAGUAAACCCCCUGGAAGAAAAAACCCCAGAAGCGACAAUUGAACAACAAACGGCACCCUCUCCUGUAUCUGUAGACAGCAUCGCGAGCCCUGACGAUUCGUCUACCGUGAUUCACGACACGUCUACUUCAGGAGAAGAAAAGCCAGCACUCGUUCCGGAAGAAGCACCCAAAGGGGACGAGAAGCCAAAGAAGCCUCCACCGUUUAUACCAGUAGCAGAUUACUCAUCCGCGCCUACACCGUCUGGACUUCCUGCUCAAUUUGAUCCUUCAACACCAAUUACCUUUCCCCAUAUUCUUGGUUUUCUCAACACACCUAGACGAAUUUAUCGUUUCCUGAAUCGACGUGAUUUAGCCGAUUCAGUGGGCCGCGAGACAGCCGCAAUUGUUCUCGCCAACUGCCGACCCUAUAGCACUACCUCGGCUCCAGAGCCUCCUACGGCUUUCAUAGCAGAUGAUGCCAGUCCCUCUUCAACCCAAGCCAUUGACGUCGCUCAGUCAGCUGAGCAGCAGAACAGCCUUUUCGAAGAGGAGAAAGAAUGGCAUAAGAGCGUUCGCAUCAGAAAAGAAGAUGACCGAGAACGUACAUGGUUAGAACCAGUAAUCCUCGACCCAAGAAUUGCGUCUCGGAUGCGAAGAUUCAAAUUAUCAGUUGAAGAUGAAGACAUAUCUAAGUCCAUUGUUGUGCAUGAGGAGGAAGUUGAGGGUUGGAUCAAAGGAGGCCUCCGACGAUUAGGUCGAAGCGGAAAACAGUAUUUCGGGUUCGGGACGGAAAAGCAGCAGGAUAUGAACGUUUCUUUCGAGUAAAUCACCUCGGUGUCUGUAUUGUAUGUGUGCUUAGUUCAGUGAUACCACUCUAUCUCAAGUUGCUAACAGGGAGCGACGUUGUACGAUAUAUUAGGACAGCUAUAUGAUGAUGACUACUCUAUAUGUGCGAGGAACCGAACACAACCUCUAGGUAGUAAAUAGAUUAAUAAUCCGC
Hymenoscyphus albidus is the source of this 1995-nucleotide messenger RNA. NCBI's taxonomy places the organism in Eukaryota, Fungi, Ascomycota, Leotiomycetes, Helotiales, Helotiaceae. The record is from the annotation of a GenBank genome assembly.